Exserohilum turcica Et28A is the source of this 1551-nucleotide messenger RNA. RefSeq lists its product as uncharacterized. The record is from RefSeq and is a predicted model, not a curated record. Bases 1 to 1551 code for a protein of 516 amino acids. Gene Ontology annotation, cellular component: endoplasmic reticulum membrane. The transcript is spliced from 3 exons. Gene Ontology annotation, molecular function: diacylglycerol O-acyltransferase activity. NCBI's taxonomy places the organism in Eukaryota, Fungi, Ascomycota, Dothideomycetes, Pleosporales, Pleosporaceae. Gene Ontology annotation, biological process: triglyceride biosynthetic process.
AUGGCGACAAUUACCCAAAUGGCCACCUCUUCAGCCCUCAGCCCUAAGGCCAACGGCACCUCCGUCUUCCGCGGAAAGGGAGUUGCCGACGACAAGGCCAACGGCACCGCCACCACCACCACCACCACCAAACUCGCCCGCGACACAAAAUAUCGCCAUGUCUUUGCUACCCACUCAUUGACGCGCACGUCAUGCCUGAGCCACGAUACAGACAAGAGCCCCAGCUUCGUGGGCUUCAGGAACCUCAUGAUUCUGGUGCUGAUCGUGUCCAACCUGCGAUUGAUGAUCGUAAACCUGCAAAAGUAUGGCGUCCUGAUAUGCCUCUCCUGCCACGACUAUCGCCGCUCCGACGUCAUCACCGGCCUCCUCCUGUACCUCCUCGUCCCUGCCCACCUCUUCGUCACCUACCUGAUCGAGCUGGCCGCCGCCUGGCAAGCCGACCGAGCCUACUCCCGCAUCUCCAAGGACCAAGAUGACGAUUCGCCUGCAAAGUACGCAGCGGCACUGCGCAGCUUCAACCUAACCUGGUACUUGAUCGCCUUCUUUCACAGCAUCAACGCCGUCGCGAACCUCUACAUUGCCACAAAGUAUGUCUACUACGACAUCUACCACCCCGGCAUCGGUACGCUAUGUGAACUGCAUGCCGUCAUUGUCUUCCUCAAGUGCGCUUCAUACGCAUUCACCAACCGUGACCUGCGCCAUGCCUACCUCCAUCCCAAGCAGGCCGACCCUCUUCCUGAGCUCUACAGCGCAUGCCCGUACCCGCAAAAUAUCAACAUGAAGAAUCUCUGCUACUUCUGGUGGGCACCAACCCUCGUCUAUCAGCCCAUCUAUCCGCGGACAGAAAAGAUCCGUUGGGAUUUUGUCUUCAAGCGUUUAGCCGAGUUGGCUGGCCUUAGCAUCGUCAUCUGGAUUGCCUCGGCCCAGUACGCUGCACCCCUACUGCAGAACUCGCUCGACAAGGUCCUCACACUGAACCUCACAUCCAUCGUCGAGCGUGUCAUGAAACUCUCUACCAUUUCCGUCUUCUGCUGGCUCUGCGGCUUCUUCGCGCUCUUCCAGUCGGCACUCAAUGCCCUCGCCGAGGUAAUGCGUUUUGGUGACCGAGAAUUCUAUGGCGACUGGUGGAACGUGUCGUCCAUCCGCACAUACUGGACCACCUGGAACAAACCUGUGACUAAUUUCAUGCGUCGCCACAUUUACUCUCCUUUGGUUGGUCGAGGCGUGCCUCCUGUGGCAGCGCAAAUUUUGGUCUUUUUCUUCUCAGGCGUCCUACACGAACUUCUUGUCGGAGUACCCACGCACAACAUCAUUGGUGUGGCGUUUGCAGGCAUGAUGUUUCAGAUCCCGCUCAUUGUGCUCACGGAUGUGAUUCAGAAGAUCAGGUGGAUUCAGGGCAAGGUCGCUGGCAACAUGAUCUUCUGGAUAAGCUUUUGUCUGGUGGGACAGCCUCUUGCUGCCUUGCUGUAUUUCUUUGCAUGGCAGGCCAAGUAUGGCAGUGUCAGUCGGAAGGUCAGCGAUAGUCCGAUCAACAUGUUUUAUCGGCGGUAG